AUGAAGGCUCCUCGAGGGGACUCCGUGCGCGGGAGCGAGGGCUCUCCGGCCUCUGUAGGAAGGCAGCAAGCAGCGCAGUUGAGCGCGGGCCAACUGCAAGGUCUGCCUAACGGCGAAAGGACAGCCGGCGUACCUGGCACAGAGCAUUACGAAGACCCCGUUAAAGUAUGGGAAGGAGUGAGAGAUGCCACUGUCCAUGCUCAAGACCUCGCAGGAAGAUCUGCUUUGGUGGAACUCACAGACGAACAAAACGAUAUGUUAGAAAUGCGCGCCACACGGGAUCCUGCGGAAAGGCAGGCGGGCCAAGGCGCGAAAGCGGCAUCAGCCGUGUUGAUGGAACAACAAGACAUUGCAGAGAGCCCUCUGCGUAUUCAUGUCAGGGUUCCUGCAACCUGCGCUAACCUAGGAUCUGGCUUCGAUUGUCUUGCUUUGGCGGUGGAUAUCUGGAAUGAUGUGAUUGUCGAAGAAGCGGAGAAGCAAGAGGUUGUGAGUGGGUUCGUAGCAGUUUUGGCUCGUCUUAAACUCACUCCGUCAAAGCUCCCGAAAUUUCGAUUUACCUGCCACAACCGCAUUCCUAUCGCUCGCGGACUCGGCUCAUCUUGUGCGGCUAUUGUUUCGGGUAUUCUAGCGAGUACGGCCAUCGCCCCCUUUCUGCAGAGGCGAUGUGCAGGUCAUGAAAUGCGUGUCCGAGAUUCGAAGGAUCCAGAGGCCGGUGAGAGAGAUGUAGCUCUCUUCGCCAUGGAAGGUGAAUGGCUGCACCAAGCCGGCCUCGCCGUAGAAGUGUGCGACGAGAACUUCAUGCUUAAAACGACCUGCGAUCUCGAAGGACACGCGGACAAUGCGGCCGCCGCGCUCUUUGGCGGGCUUCAGCUGGCACUCAAAUACACUCCUAGGGACCCCAUGACUGUGCUCGCUACAAUCGAGAAAACGCACUAUCCAACGCCUUUUGACAUUAAAAGAGCAAAAGAAGCAGCAGCCGCAGUUGCCGCAGCAGAUGCCGUUUUCAACUCCGCACGCACGGCCCUCCUGGUGUACGCAAUGAACGCGGCGGCAGCCGCUGCGGUUGUGGCUGAGGCUGGGGAGGGGGGUACGCCCGCCCAAGCCGCCGACGCAGUUGAAGAUGUUCUCUACAGACUGUUACAAGAUGCGAUGGACGAUCGGCUUCAUCAAACGUACCGAACGAAACUCAACCCUCAUCUCAAGCCCAUGAUGGAAGCUGCACAGAGAGCUGGAGCCCUGGGCGUUUGCUUGAGCGGCGCGGGUCCGUCCAUCCUGGCCUUUGCAAUGCAACACCACGCAGGCGAAGUCGCGGUGGCGCUGAAAACCGCAGCGGCGGAGUGUAAGAAAUCGGGCAUCGUGCUUAUUGUGGACCCAGCAACUGACGGCGCACAUACAGUCCCCUUUGCUCGCGAACGCGAUGACGACGGCUGGUGA
Molecule: messenger RNA, 1434 nt
Organism: Neospora caninum
Lineage: Eukaryota; Apicomplexa; Conoidasida; Eucoccidiorida; Sarcocystidae
Product: putative homoserine kinase
Exons: 5
Coding region: 1-1434 (477 amino acids)
Source: RefSeq, a predicted model, not a curated record